CUUAGCUCAAUGUAGCCUCUCCAGUGAGUGUCAGUGUGUCGUCUCUGGGAUUGAGUCAUGAAGCAGGAUCUCACGGACUGAACUGAACCUUUAAAACAGCAGAAGCUCUCCGUUCAUUCUCCCGAAACUCGUUCCUAUUAACUAAGUUAACUAAUUACUUAACAAAGUGAUUAAUUAGACAGUAAACCGGUUAUAAAAGAUGAGUUAUGUGUGAGGUUGAAGUCUGGACACAACAAGCUGCUGAUCUGAUCACCGGUUCAUCAGGAGCUGACUCCUCAGUAGUACCAUGGAUGCUGAGGGAUAUAAACAUGAGCCACACUACACAGAAGCAGAGGGCGUUUGGCAAGGUCCACCAUGGACGCUGGUGGAUGUAUUCCUGUCAGGAGGAGCACCGUGGGGAUUUACACUCAGAGGAGGACUGGAGCAUCGAGAACCUCUGCUCAUAACCAAGGUUGAGGAAGGCAGCAAGGCAGCAGCUGUGAGUCUCCAGGUGGGAGACGAGCUCGUCAACAUCAACGAGAUUCCCCUGAGUGGCUUCAGACAGGAGGCGAUCUGCCUGGUGAAAGGCUCCCACAAGACCCUCAGUCUGGUGGUGAAACGGAGGAAUGAACCCAUAAGCAGGCCUCACUCCUGGCACGCCACCAAGUUCAACGAGAGCCAAUCAGAGACCGCCAAAACGCAGUCUCCUCCCACGCAAGUCUGGCACACCAGAUACGAUGCAAGCUCCUCCUCCACUGAUCUGUCCUCCGGCUGGGAGCAAACAAACCUGCGCCGAGUCUCGGACCAGUUCAGCUCUCUGGGCAGCAUGGACAGCCUAGAACACGUCCCCCACCCGUACCCCGCCGGCCAGCUGUCACCCGCCAAGUCCAACAACAGCAUGGAGCACCUGGGAGGAGGAGGAGGCAAACGAGACUCGGCCUACAGCUCCUUCUCCACGAGCUCCGGCACUCCAGACUACACCCUCUCCAAGAGCAACGCCGCCUCCACGGAGAACGUGCUCUAUAAAGUCAGUCAGUGGGACGCUGGAGGAAAACACAACAACGGCAGGAACAGCCAGAGCCUGACUGAGGGCGUCAAACAGGACGACAGGGUGGCGUACUUCCAGAUGCCCGGAGUUAGCGCCGGCCCACAGACGGAGGACUCGGCCGGCUCGCGCCACUCCACUUCAAGCAGAACCAACUUAGGACCAGUUUGGCACGUCCCUGAAACAAAGAAGAAGACUGCCUCCCCCUCUCCUCCUCCUCCGCCUCCACCUGCACGCAGCGACAGCUUUGCUGCGACGAAGGUGCACGAACGGGGGCUCGUCAUAUCUCACCCUGAAGCACCUGAAUCACACGUCAAGACUUCCUCUGAAAGCCGCCGCGGCCACAACCCGUCCCUGAAAAACGACGGCGAUGUGUUUCACUCUUCUGCUGAUAAAUUCAGCUCUAACAAGCAGUACUCGCUGUCCAGCAGCGAUGUUCGGCAAGGCCAGCCCCACCAUCAACGACACCACAGUGACAAAAGCACUUUUUAUACCCAGCCGCGGGCGAUGUCCGUACCAAAGCCACAGAACGUAGGUGGCUACUACUGCAGCAUGCAGGAGCUGCCUACUAACGGGUCCGCACAACACUUUGGUCAGAACCAGAGGAGGAACUUAAGCACCUCCAUGUCUACUACGUCCACCGACCAAAACACCGACGGCAGUGCACACAGCCGGUACUACUGCGUCACAACGUGUCACAACCCCCAGUCAGGAAAAUCAGAGGACAGGAAGAGCAUCACGGGCGUAGAGCUGGCUGGAAAUGAGCGUAACUCUCUCAGCCCACAGUCAGUCAACAAGGUGAAGUAUCACCUGCCUCAACAGCAGCAACACGCCCCUCACAGUAAAGACAGUAAUGGAUACAGCAAAGUGAGUACCGUACUAGAAACCAGCGCUGACGAUAGGGGAAGCCAGAGAGGACACAACGCCGAAGCUCCGUUCAUGAGUUAUCCUCCCAGACAGACCGUCGACCAUCGGAGGUCUCUGCCGCCGCAACACGACAACCGACAUCACAGCCAAGUGAGCAACAAGAUCUGCCCCCAGGCGACUCCCAUGCUUCACUCGCUAUCCCUGGACGCCGCCGGCCAAGGUGACAAAACAAGAGGCCCAAACUCCGAGGAGUCCCUUGAGAGCAAGCAGAUGAGACGCAGCGACCGCUUCGCUACGACGUUAAGGAACGAAAUCCAGAUGAGAAGAGCCAAGCUGCAGAAGAGUAUGAGCGCAGCGACGCUUCCUGGUGCUGAGGGUGAGACUGAAGAUGAUCAUGAUGUCUGGAAGUCCACCGAAAGCAGCGCCCCGACAUCUGCAGACGGCUCCUUCUCCAGCUCCUACAAGGAUCAUCUGAAGGAAGCACAAGCACGGGUGCUCAAGGCGACGUCGUUCAGGAGGAAAGACCUGGAGCCGGUCCUGCUGGAGCACCCGGCGGCCGAGGCCUUACCUAACUACCCGUCCUCAGCCCGGAAAGACAUCGCAACUCUGCCGACUGUGUCAGAGUCUGGGAUGAGCAACUCAGGUAGUCAGGUGACUCGCAUCGGAGGCCGUAAGCGUUUUCCUGCAGAAAAGAAGGUACGUUCUUUCUCUGAGCCGGACAAAAUCCACGAAGUCGGGGUGAAGGGAGAUCUCACUCGCAAUCAAAGCUCCUCACUAGACCAGCAGAAGCUCCUUAGACCAGCUCUCCCCCCGCAGAUCUAUACAGAGACCCCCACAGGGACCAAAACCCGAGGUUUCAGCUCCAGCAGUGAACCAGAGGACACAGUGACGGGCUUCAGGAGCAGAGCUGAAGAGGUCCAGGGAGGUCCUCACUCUGCACACAAGCAGUUCAUCCUAGACCAGCAAAGACUGGGCACCUUCGCUGAGUACGAGGCCAGGUGGAAUGUACAGAAAACCGACCCAGAAACGAGAGCCUCCGGACGGUACCGGUCAGCCGAUAACAUCCUGGAUCCAGGACCAGAGGAGAGAUCCAAAACCACCUGUUUCCACGAGAGAUCCAGAUCGUCUCCUUCAGCUGACUUCUAUGGACAGAAGAUUCAAGUUCCUGCAAGAAAGAGUGAGGCAGAAUAUUCCCAGACGGAGAGUAAACCUGCUGAACCGCCCAUCACCGCCACAGGGUUCCCUGACAGAGGGCCCGCCGACUGUAAAGUGAGAGAGAAGCCGGUGGAGUUUUUUCUACCUCCUCCUCCUCCUCCUCCGCCCAUGAACCCGGGAGCCAACCCUGACUGUAGACAGCGAGCUGCCGCUGUGAGACCCGCCGUGAGUCUCGCAGAGGACCAGGGACACGCCGAGCCGAGGAGGAAGCCUCCCCCGCCCAGAUACCCAGAGCUCGACUCCCACGAGUCCUCCACCAGUUCCCAGAGUGAAAUCUGCUCUCCUAACGCCGACCCCAACCCCGCCUUCGUCCCCACCCACUCUGCAAAGGGAGAUUCUGAGCAGGGCAAAGGACUUGUGGACAAAGCACAAGGGGCAGUACAUCAUCUAUCAACAUCCAGUCCUCAGCCUGCCUCCUCUCCCCCGCCGUCCUCCUACAGACCCCCAGGGCCGGCCACCAUGGAGGGGCAGCAGCAGCGCUCGCCAUCGCCACACUUCUCCCCGCAGAGACUCAGCGACAAGCCUCCCGUCUCCUUACAGGAUGAAGACUCAAACAGGAUGGAUCAUGUGAUAGAAAACCAACACUCUGCGGUGAAGAAAGUGCCCAUCAGGAUCGUCCACUCAGAGGGCGUCUCGGAGAAGGAGACUUGUCCAUAUCUGCAGCACAGCGACCCCCCCGCUGUCGAGGCGGAGGGUCCUGGUGUGACCCGGCUCGGUGGUCUGGGAGCUGCAGGGCAGGACUCGCUGUUUUGUGCAUUUACUCGGCCGGCUGCCCAGACAGACCCAAACCCCCAGAGAGACGCGUACAUGACCACGGUUGGAGAUCACAUCAACUCCGACAGUCAGCAGCCGCUACCGCCGCCACCGCCACCGCAGCCCACAGACGACCGGGCGACGGUAACCACGGGGCUGUCCGAGGAUCAGAAGAGAGAGGAGCUGGCCCGGGACAUCAUGGGAAAGGAUAAAUCACUAGCUGAGAUUCUGGACCAGAGCAAGAUGAAGACCACCAUGGACCUGAUGGAGGGGAUCUUCCCUGAGGGGGAGCAGCUGCUGGAAGGAGCUCACCAACGCAGGAAGGUUCCCCCGAAACAGACCGCCACCCGCCCUGCUGAGGAAAGGGAGAAGGAGGACAGCAUGGCAUCAGCUGUCACCAUGGUGACCAGUUCGACGUAUUACAGCACAUCUGCUCCCAAAGCUGAGCUCCUGAUUAAGAUGAAGGACAUGCAGGAACAGGAGCAGGAGGAGGAAGACUCUGAAGACGAGCUGGACAUCGAUCUGGCCAACAAGAAGCAAGAGCUCAUCGACAGCCUCAGCAAGAAGCUUCAGGUGUUGCGCGAGGCCCGCGAGAGUCUCCAGGAGGACGUCCUGGACAACAACGCUCUGGGAGACGAGGUGGAGGCUCGAGUCCAGCAGAUCUGCAAACCCAACGAGCUGGACAAGUUCAGGAUGUUUGUCGGAGACCUGGACAAGGUGGUGAGCCUGCUGCUGUCGCUGUCGGGCCGCCUGGCCCGAGUGGAGAACGCCCUCAACAGUCUGGAGGAGGACGCCACCGCUGACGAGACGCGAACGCUGAUCGAGAAGAGGAAGCUGCUGAUUCGUCAGCACGAGGAUGCGAAAGAGCUGAAGGAGAACCUGGACCGCCGGGAGCGCGUGGUUUACGACAUCCUGGCCAACCAGCUGCCGGAGGACAGCCUCACGGACUACGAGCACUUUGUCAAGAUGAAGUCGGCGCUCAUCAUCGAGCAACGAAAGCUGGAGGAUAAAAUCAAACUGGGCGAGGAGCAGCUCAAGUGUCUGACGGACAGUCUGCCGAUAGAGCAGAGGCUGGCCUUGUGAGGAGGCUGGACGCUGGACGCUGGACGCUGGACUCUGAUGCUGAUGAUGAUGGUGAUGAUGUGUUGAACCUGGUGUCCAGCAGAGGGAGACAGAGACGAAGAGUCUGCAGAGACUAAAAGACAUUACUCAGUUCUGUGCUGAAGCGUCUCGACUGCCAUAAAACACCUCGUGGACUCACAGCAGCCAGAAGAAACUCCUCUAUGAAAGAUGCUGCUUCUCCUGUAUGGAGGACGGAACCUGACAAAAUAAAUAAAAGAUAAAUGAAUAAAUAAAUGACUCGAUAAAUAAAUAAAUAUGCCAUUAAAAGUAGCAAAAAUAAUAUUAAAAAUAAAGGGAGUCAUUA
Sebastes umbrosus (honeycomb rockfish) is the source of this 5285-nucleotide messenger RNA. It is a transcript of the gene shroom2a, whose product is annotated as shroom family member 2a. The transcript is spliced from 11 exons. The coding region runs from base 287 to 4942 and encodes 1551 amino acids. Gene Ontology annotation, biological process: actin filament organization. The record is from RefSeq and is a predicted model, not a curated record. Lineage: Eukaryota; Metazoa; Chordata; Actinopteri; Perciformes; Sebastidae. Gene Ontology annotation, molecular function: actin filament binding. Gene Ontology annotation, cellular component: apical plasma membrane; adherens junction; apical junction complex.